CGUGCUGUCCCCCCACGGACAGUAAUUGGCGAGCGAGGUUUGUGUGGAGGCUGAUCGUUCGAACAUGGCAGCGAUGAUCUCGGGGCUCGAUUCGCGUGACGGUCGCCUGUGACUUCGGACGCCGAUGAAACGACAAUAUGAACGGUAGGCCGGCGCGGCGGAGUGACUCGGGCGCGCUGACACGACGACAGGGAAUAAAGGCGGCGGGGUUGCCGCGGACGAGCUUCCUGCAGAUCAUGACCAUUUAAUGAAAAGUGAGGAUAAUGGAUGGCACACGAGCGGCAGAAGUAUUGCCAUUGUUGCAAGAACGUUUGGCGAUACUACCGGGUGGACGGGAUCGUAGGGGGGGACCUGUGCUUCUGUUUCCGAGCACGCCGAGACGCGAGCGCGCGAAACCUGAGGAUUACAGACGUCUCCUGCAGUAUCUGUUCGCCAUCCCGAGCGAUGAAGCCAGGGGUCUGCGAUUUACCGUGAUUGUGGAUAUGCGUGGUACAACGUGGGAUUCGGUCAAGCCUAUUUUAAAGGUGUUACACGAGCAUUUUCAUCGUACAGUUCACGUAGCUUUUCUUAUCAAACCGGAGAAUUUUUGGCAGAAACAGAGAACUUCGUUGGGCAAGCAAAAGAAAUAUAACUUUGAGAUUAAUACGAUUAGCUUAGAAGCUCUUGUAAAGGUCAUAGAUCCCUCUCAGCUCACUGCAGAUUUAGAUGGCUCCUUACAAUACGAUCAUGCCCAGUGGAUCGAUACUAGAUUAGUUGUAGAAGACUUUACGUGGCAGGCAGCGGAUCUUCUCGAUCGAUUGGACGACUUGCAAGAAGAUCUUAGUCGAAAUGACUUUGCUGACGACGUUGCGGGAGCUAAGCAUGGAAUUGAUCUGCAUAAUGAGAUGAAAAAGAAAAUUAUGAAAGUUCCAGUGGAAGAUAUCGAAGUUGUUGGACAGCGCCUGCUUCAACGAUUUAACAAUAGUACGACAGCGACGGGUGGGGAAGGAGGAAGUAUUGACAAUGGGGCGGCGAGCUGCGCAGAUUCCGAUGGACGAGCACGGAUGGCUACUCUAGUUAUUCAGCAUUUGGAUUCCGUGCACGCCGCGCAACAGCAUCUGCUACAGUUGUGGCACAUCAAGAAGAUGAAAUUGGACCAAUGUUUUCAACUGCGAUUGUUCGAGCAGGAUUGCGAAAAGAUGUUCGAUUGGAUUUGCCACAACCGAGAAGCGUUUCUCGCCAGUUACGUAGAAAUCGGCCGCUCGUAUCAAUUAGCGAAAAAUCUGCAGGAGGAACAUAAACAUUUCACAAUGAGUUCAAUGAACGUUUAUGUGAACAUAAAUAAAAUCCUCACAAUGGCUGGCAAGUUGUUGGAGACGCAGCAUUACGCGGCCGGGCAUGUACGAGCAGUAGCGGGACGUCUGGAUCGAGCUUGGAAGGAGUUUGCUGCGGGUCUCGACGAGCGUACCGCGGUACUUAGUUUAAGUGUAGUGUUUCAUCAUAAAGCAGAACAAUAUGUUGACAACGUGGCUGGCUGGAGUCAGGCAUGCGAGAUUAGUAAUUUGCCCAGUGAAAUUCCAGUGCUCGAAUCUCACAUUCGCCAACAUCAAACACUUUACGAAGCGAUGUGUCAGGCGUAUACGGAGGUGCAUAGUACCAGUAAGAAGCUUCUUUAUCAACUGGAUCAUCUUGUGCAAGUCUGUAAUCAACCACAAGGAAUUGACCAUGUCGCCAGAAAACAUAGUCAAGAUGGACACAACAUCGACAGUCAUACCGGAACAAGUGGUAAUCCAGCAGCCGAUUAUAGCGAGGGUGCAUCCCAUGUGUUAGCCGUCAUUCAUCAGAUUCUUGGUCAUCAUAGAGCAUUGGAAGCUCGUUGGCACGCUCGCAAAGUCAAGUUGCAUCAACGGCUUGCAUUAAAAUUGUUUCAAGAGGAUGUGAAACAAGUUCUCGAUUGGUUGACGAAUCACGGUGAAGUCUUCAUUAGGAAAAACACGGGUGUAGGUCGUAAUUUGCAGAAAGCACGUGUCUAUCAAAAAAGCCAUGAACAUUUUGAAAAUGUUGCUCAGAAUACAUACACGAAUGCGACCAAACUUCUGACAGCUGCCGAAGAACUUGCUCACACGGGAGAAUGCGCGCCUGAUGAAAUAUACGCGGUAGCGCAGGAGUUGGAAGCUCACGUUAGUAGUUUUGCAGCGAGAGUUGAGCAACGGCGUCGUAGAUUAGAUCUGGCAGUAGUGUUUUAUACUCAUGAAAAGGAGCUCACCGGAUGGGUAGACGAGCUACGUCAAGAAUUGCAGCAGGAUGAGGUCGCGGAAAAUCUGGAGACGGCGGAAAGGUUACUGGAACAAUGCGCGCAGCAUAGGUCGUCUUGUCUCGAGGCAUGCGCUUCGACGAUAGCUCAGGGCGAAGCUCUACUGCAAGAACUUCGCGAGGCGACCGACGCGCCCGACACAACUGGCUCGAUAUCGGCGGUGGAAUCGGCCUUGGACAGAUUAGCUACCUUGAGACAGGAAUUGGAAGACUUGUGGGCGACCAAGAAGCUGAGAUUAGAACUGUGUUUACGAUUGCGUGUCUUUGAGCGCGACGCGCUGGAGGCGAGUGGUCAGCUGGAGAUGUGGGCGCAGGAGCUGCAGGGUCCGCCGCGUGAAGGUUCUCCCGAGCAAUUGCUGCGCGUGCAUAAUGACGGGGUUGCUCAUAUGCAGAAUACCGCAUUCCAAAUUCUGCACCGUGGCCAGGAAUUGGCGCAAGUCUUAGAAGAGGCAGGAGUGUGUAUUAUGGCGGACGGUCAGCAUAGCGCGGCGGCACGGGUGCAGGUGCUUCUCGAGUUUCUUAAUGAGCGAGAAUUGGACGCGGAGGACCUCGCUGAGAUGCGUAGGGUACGGCUGGAGCAAGCCUCUCAAUUAUUGCAGUUACAGACGGACGCUUCUCAUGUGAUCAAGUGGAUACGUAAUGGUGAGUCGAUAUUGCUGGCUUCGCUGAGGAUACCGGAUGAUUUCGAAGACGCCGAUCAAUUAGGGAAGGAACAUUAUCAUUUUCAACUCGCGAUAACAAAUACUCACGCAUCCGCCGUACAAGUGAAACACAAAGCAGACGCGUUGAUAAGUGGAAAUCAUUAUGAUCCUAAAAGCAUUAGAGAAGUGGCGGAGGACGUUACGAAACGAUGGCAGCAAUUAGUGACCUGUGCGGAGGAACGACAUAAAUUAAUUACCGCCAGUUUUAAUUUUUAUAAAACAGUGGACUCGGUACGUUCAGUUCUCGACAGUUUAGAAAUACAAUACAACGUGGAUGACGACUGGUGUGCCGACGGAGAAAAGGCUGCCGGAAUACCAGCGAACAUUACCAGACAUCAGGAACAAAAAGAAGCCUUCCUAAAAGCGUGUACGUUGGUACGACGUACCGGGGAAACGUUCUUAAAAUAUAUCAAUCGUAGUCUACAAUUUUAUAGCUAUCAUGCCAACAGCGCCGGUUCCGCAAACAAAGUCAAGAAUAUUUUAGAGGAAUUAGUCAGUAAGGAGAACAAAGUACUCGAGUAUUGGACGCAGCGAAAGAAACGCUUAGAUCAAUGUCAUCAAUAUGUUCUGUUUGAACGUAGUGCGAAACAAGCUCUCGAGUGGAUAAAGGAAACUGGAGAGUUGUAUUUAGCGACGCAUACGAACGUUGGUAAAAAUCGUAUUGAAAAUGAACAAUUGUUGCAAGAGCACAUCGAGUUUAAAGGCGCAGCGAAGGAAACGAGAGAAAGAGUAAAAUUGUUGAUUCAGCUCGCUGACAAUCUGGUCGAGAGAGGUCACGCUCAUGCCGCGGCAAUCAAGCAGGCUGUUGCCGAGGUCGAUCAGCGAUACAAGGACUUUAGCGCGCGAAUGGAUUGCUACAAAACGCAAAUCGAAGGCGAUCUGGGUAUUCAACCCGACGAGGUACACAGAGAUCUCUCAAUCGAUCGGAAUUCGGAUCCAUUGCUGGAAGAGAAGAUCAAGGGUAAAGAUCUGAAAGAAUUGAACGAAGAGAAAAGAAGAUCUGCACGAAGAAAAGAGUUUAUUAUGGCUGAACUUCUGCAAACUGAACGUACAUAUGUAAAAGACUUGGAAACCUGCAUUCGUUGCUUCUUGGACGAGACGCGAUGCGGAAAGGGAAAUGUUCCGGCCGGUUUGCAAAAUCGGGAAUCGAUCAUUUUUAGUAAUAUAGAGGAGAUACAUCAGUUUCACAGUAACGUGUUUCUACGAGAGUUAGAAAAAUACGAGACCAUGCCGGAAGACGUAGGACAUUGUUUUGUAGUAUGGGCACCUAAAUUCGACAUGUACGUAACUUACUGUAAGAAUAAACCUGAGAGCAAUCAACUGUUAAUAACGCACGGUGGAACAUGGUUUGAGGAAUUGCAGAGAAAGCAUAGAGUAGAACAUCCAAUCGCUGCAUAUCUAAUCAAACCUGUACAGAGAAUUACUAAGUAUCAACUGCUACUUAAAGACUUACAGGCUUGCUGCCAAGAAGGACAGGGCGAAAUAAAAGAGGGAUUAGAAGUGAUGUUAAAUGUGCCUAAAAAAGCUAACGAUGCCUUACAUUUAAGUCUACUGGAAGGUUGCGACGUUAGUAUAGAUGCACUUGGUGAUGUUGUAUUGCAAGAUUCGUUCACAGUAUGGGACCCAAAACAAUUGAUCAGGAAAGGGAGAGAUCGUCACAUAUUUCUAUUCGAAUUGUAUCUUCUCUUUACUAAGGAAGUGAAGGAUUCCGCAGGAAAGGUAAAAUACGUUUAUAAAAAUCGCUUGUUGACUUCCGAGUUGGGUGUGACCGAGCAUAUCGAAGGCGACGAAUGCAAAUUUGCGGUAUGGACAGGACGGGCACCGACUAGCGAUACGCGCGUGGUGCUGCGGGCGAACUCAAUGGACGCGAAGCAGUUGUGGGUGAUGCGGUUACGCGAAGUGAUUCAAGAGACAUUCUUGGGUAAGAAUAUGCCUAAGAGCCCUGCCAAAAAGAGCUCCAGUCAACGUUCCAGUAGAGAUCUGGAAGAAUGCGCAUCCUUGGACGAAAGUGUGGAGAAUCUCGAUAGGAAUUCCUUAGCUUCCUUCGGUUCAACUAAUACUACGGAUUCUGAUAAGACUGGAGUCGUCGAAAUGACGUGGGUGGUCGCCGAUCAUAUGGCCGCCCCGGGCUCGAGGGAGCUCAGCGUGACGAAGGGGCAGCAGGUCGAAGUAUUGGAGAACACCAGCGGCACGACCAACGUCGGCGAAUGGACUCUAGUGCGUUUGCCGCUCACCCCCGGGCAGGCUGAACCGGCCGCGGAGGGCCUGGUGCCCACCAGCGCCCUGAAACAGCCGCCGACCGCUUCCUGCAAAACUUCACCGUCCAGAAAAGCGUCCACGCAACAGCAGCAGCAACAACAGCAACAGUCGCACCAGCAUCAUCAUCAACAGCCGCAGCAGUCGCAUCAUCAUCCGUACCAUCAGCAGCAAAUCAAUCAAGCAAUUGUCCAAGCGCAGCAGCAAACUGCCGUCACGUCGACCACCACCAAUACGUUGCCGCCUGCCGUAACCGGAAUCGCACCGGCGACGCAGCAGGCAUCCUCGUUAACCGUGUUGUCGUCCGCGGUGCUGUCACCGAUGCUAUCGGAGGACGCGGAAACCGCCGGAAGCGAUGGUAGCGGAUCGGCUAGUACAAAUUCACCUGGCAACAAGAGACGAGGUUUCAGCGGACGGAAGUGGCUCCCACCUUCUUUACGCAAACUUAGUCAAGGUAAAGUCGAGAAAACCAAUACAGCCGCGCCAACGUCAUCGCCUCCUUUGAUUGGGCCGUCUUUGAAGAAAAGUAGCUCGGACAAACGCUUUAAAUUACCGAGCGGCGUCGAGCACAAUCGGCCCGGUAAGGCGAUGUUCGAGGCGGAGGCUGAGGUGCAAGAAGGCGAGGAGGUCAAUAAAGAGGAGGAGGGCGAGGAACAGCAGGAGGUCGAAGUAGAUGUAGAUGUGGAUGCGGACGUUACGGAAAGCGACGACACGGCGGUGACGAGUUUGCAGGAACAAAACGGUGGCGAAGACGCCGACGACGAUUUGGAACUUCCUCCUCCGAUGAAGCCUAUAACCGAACCGAUACUCGUAGCGACCGCGAAUGGUCCGUCGGGGUCUACGAUACCGAGUGAAUUGCCUGGAAAACGAUCGACCAGUUUGUCAGAACGUACGACGAAGAUUCUCGAUGGUGGUGCUACAACGGCUGAUCUCUCGGAAAUCGAGCAAAUCGUAAAGGAAAGAAUGGAGCAACAUACAGAAAAUCAGGAAAGGCAUAGUCUCAUGCGAACUCCUAACGGAAAAUCGUUGAGCAACGAGGAAGAGUAUUGUAACGCGACUAUUAACGCGGUCACUUCCGAGGAAGCGGACCCGGAGAGUACUGCGAUUGCCAAGCGGCAGUUCGUUAUACGCGAGCUGGUGGACACCGAGAGAGAUUACGUCAAUGACUUAAAACAGAUAGUUGAAGGUUACAUGGCACUAAUGCGAAAUCCCGAGUGCGAAAUCCCUAUGCCGGAAGAUCUGCGCGCCGGAAAGGAUAAGAUGGUUUUCGGUAACGUAGAGGCUAUCUACGAGUGGCACAGAGACUUCUUCCUCAAAGCUCUGGAACGCUGUUUGGAACGUCCUGAAGAGCUCGGACCUCUCUUUAAACGUUACGAGCGAAAGCUGCACAUGUAUGUGGUUUAUUGUCAGAACAAGCCCGUUUCGGAAUACAUCGUGUCCGAGUACAUAGAUACUUACUUCGAGGAACUUAGGCAAAAACUUGGGCAUCGUUUGCAACUCUGCGACUUGCUGAUCAAGCCCGUACAAAGGAUUACAAAAUAUCAACUUCUUCUACGGGAGGCACUGCGCCUCACUGAACGAACUCAAAGGUUAUCGGAAAUCGAAGGCCUCAGAGCGGCGGCUCAUGUCAUGCGAGUUAUUCCUAAAGCUGCAAACGAUAUGAUGGACGUUGGAAGAUUACAAGGUUUUGACGGUAAAAUAACGGCGCAAGGGAAACUCUUGUUACACGGCCCGCUUUUAGUAUCGGAAAUAUCAAAUGUAUCGACGAGAGGAAAGGAAUGGCAGGUCUUUCUUUUCGAACAGAAUAUUAUCUUUAGUGAAACCGUCGGCAAGAAAACGCAAUUCACCAAUCCUGUUUACAUAUAUAAAGCACACAUUCAGGUAAACAAAAUGAGUCUUGAAGAUUCGAACGACGAUCCAGAAAAGUUUAUCAUCCGAUCGACGGAUCCCCGAAACCCUGGAUUAGGAUUCUCUUGUAGCGUAGCUGAAGAAAGUAGUGGACCGCGCAGGCAGGAAUGGGUAGACACCAUCACCGCUAUCCUGCAGACACAGCGCGACUUUCUGAAGGCGAUACAAUCACCAAUUGCCUACCAGAAGGAACUUACCAAAGAUCCACUCCGUGUCACCACCGUCACCACCACCGCUACCACCACGUCCGAACCUGCGAUACGAGCAACCGUAUCGGUUCCUCCGACUCUGAUAGUCUCCGGAUCGACGAAUAAGGGUAACGACCAUAGAACGAAUCAGCAACCCUUGCAGCGUUCGCAUACCGGAGGAUUGGAAUGUACGCAACCGCGUACACCCAGCCCGACGAAGAGUAGGCUAACUUUCCUGGAGGGAUUUAAGAAUACUCUACGCACACGCUCGCCGAUUCGCAACAAUUCCAUCCCGGUCGUUCCAGGUGCACGUGUAAGAUUAGCCGCAGAUUGGGGAAAGUUACAUGCUGGAGACGAGCUCGUUGUUUCCCACCUUGACGGUCCAGGCUUGGUGGUGUCCCCUGUGAAUACCAAGGACGAGCUGUGGAUCCCAGCGAGUCUUAUUCCGAACUCAGCGAUUAGCCGAGCGUGGUCAUUUCGACCGCGAAAGAUCGAUCUCGCGAGAUGCCAUGCUGUUGAUCCUCGCGAGUCGACGACGGUGCCAGAGGAUAAAACACCGACUAUUCUGAACAGUCCGACUUCGAUUCGCGCGACCGUCGGAGAAAUCGUUAGGCUCUCUGUCGAGACGCAUAACGCGGACAAUGCGAUCGUCACCUGGAAAAAGGAGGGUGAGAAUCAGUGUAUAAGAGAGAGCGAUCGGUAUCAGUUUCAACGUAGCGCGGGUUUUGUGUACUUACAAAUCACCGGUUGUCGAGCUUCGGAUUCCGGGAUAUAUCACUGUCACCUGAAAAGUGGGAUGGGUUCUUGCUCUGCGGGAAUUUCUCUCUUCGUAGUAGGCGGGAAGAGCAGUACCUCGGCACGCAUUUUAGGAUCCUCAAAAGUGGAAAUUGAUUGGGACAGGCAGGAGAUCGGUGGCACGUCGUGUAGUAUAGAAUGUAGAACUUUACCAUCGCAGCAAUGGGUAUCGGUAUCGAAGCAAGUUAACGAGCCUCCCGUUCUAUUAGAUAUGUCGACGGAUGCUUCGUAUAGCUUUCGAGUAGUAGGCGAUGACGGAAGGACGUCCUCUCCAUCGAUCGUAGUGACUCUGUCGCGAUCAGACACAGGUAGUGGCGCGGAAUGGGAAGCUAAGCAAUUCGUGGGCAGGUACCUGGAACUAGACGAAUUGGGUAACGGUAGAUUUAGCACGGUCCGUCGCGCCAGAGACAAGGGCACCGGUCAAGAGGUGGCACUCAAACAAAUUCCGCGACACAAACAGUCAAGAUCGCUAACACGCGCAGAAUACGAUAUAUUGGCCUCUACCCAUCACGCCAACAUCGUCAGAGCGUUCGCUUUGUUUGAAAACGCGCCUCGCCCCGGCAUGGACACCAUCGUCCUGGAACUAGUCAGGGGUCCGACGCUAUUCGCAUAUCUGAGCGAGAAAAUGAGAUACACCGAGGCGACGGUGACGCGAUACAUCUGUCAGUUGUUAUCUGCACUGCGCUGGUUGCAUUGUCGCGGCCGAGCGCAUCUGGAUGUGAAACCGGAGAAUAUUCUUAUCGAUCAGGAAACUGAUCAAGUGAAAGUGAUAGAUCUAGGAGAAACUGUCAGAGCUCCGAUCGACGAGAUUGUGCCGCCUCCUGCAGAUUUGGAAUUUGCAGCACCAGAGUCAGUGCUAGGUAGACCGACUGGUCCCUAUACAGAUAUGUGGGCUGUCGGAGUUUUUAUUUAUGUUUUGUUAAGUGGAUUGUCACCGUUUUUGGAUGACUCUGUGGAGGAAACCACCGCCAAUAUUCUCAAGUGCGAUUUUUGUUUUCCCGACGAAUAUUUCGAGACGAUAUCCAGCGAUGCGAAGGAACUUCUCGGGAGAUUAUUGUGCCUGUGUGGUGAGGAUCGAGUGAAUGCAGAGAUCUGUCUUGGUUCGCCAUGGUUAAAGAUAUCGACUGGCGCAACCAUACCGUCCACUAGAAUGGCCGCAUUUAUAGAACGUCGUGCACACUGUCUUAAAUUGCGUCAAGAUCAUAAUGACAGUUUUUAUUCUUAAGAUUAACAAUAUGCACUAAGCAUGUUACUUAAAAAAAAAACAUGACAAAUUUAUAUAUGUAAAUAGCAGAAUAUACUUAAAUGUUUAACUGUU
Pogonomyrmex barbatus (red harvester ant) is the source of this 9458-nucleotide messenger RNA. RefSeq names its product trio Rho guanine nucleotide exchange factor (gene trio). Gene Ontology annotation, biological process: protein phosphorylation. Gene Ontology annotation, molecular function: guanyl-nucleotide exchange factor activity; ATP binding; protein kinase activity. Gene Ontology annotation, cellular component: cytoplasm; extrinsic component of membrane. The record is from RefSeq and is a predicted model, not a curated record. NCBI's taxonomy places the organism in Eukaryota, Metazoa, Arthropoda, Insecta, Hymenoptera, Formicidae.